This is a messenger RNA of Malassezia pachydermatis, 3660 nucleotides long. Its product is annotated as protein transport protein sec24c. The transcript has a single exon. Gene Ontology annotation, cellular component: COPII vesicle coat; endoplasmic reticulum exit site. Gene Ontology annotation, molecular function: SNARE binding; zinc ion binding. The coding region runs from base 1 to 3660 and encodes 1219 amino acids. Gene Ontology annotation, biological process: endoplasmic reticulum to Golgi vesicle-mediated transport; intracellular protein transport; COPII-coated vesicle cargo loading. The record is from RefSeq and is a predicted model, not a curated record. NCBI's taxonomy places the organism in Eukaryota, Fungi, Basidiomycota, Malasseziomycetes, Malasseziales, Malasseziaceae.
AUGGAGUCACGGCCCCCUGUCAUGCGUGGCACUUCGCCACGCCCCCCCAUGCCAGGUUCUACGUCGGCGAUGCGUCCUGGUCCGCCUCGUGCAGGUUCGGCACCGGCGCGACCGCCUGGUGCUCCCAACGCCGCAUCGGUACGGCCGCCUAGUCAAGUUUCUUUGCAGGGACGACGUAGUCCUAUGCCGCCACCACGUUCGCCUGCCCCCUCGGCUCGUCCUAUGCAAGGACGGCCUCCUGCGCCUGGCGCACGACCUCCUGCUGCCCAGGCUCAGGCACCUGGCGCGCGUCCUCCUAUGCCUGCGCGUUCUCCAGCACCAGGUGCCCGGCCCCCGAUGCCUGCUCGCUCGCCGGCGCCAGGCGCACGGCCUGGGAUGCCGCCCCCUCGCUCUCCCGCUCCGCCUCGCACAGGCACUACGUCGCAACCCGGCACGCCCGCGAGUGCCCAGACUUUGCCCGCUUCGAUGCAGCGCAUGAAGUUGCAAGGUGUGCCGGCACGACCUCCGGCUAUGGCGGCUACAGAGCCGCCUGAAUCGGUGACGCCCACUGCAGCCGUCCCACGUCCACCGGCGCCCACCGCGGCACCAGCGCCCCCUGCUGGUGUGGCACGAACAAAGCGUGCGGCGCGUGCGUACCACCAGGACGCGACAGCGCCUGCCUCGUCAGGUUGGAACGAUGUCAUGGCUCGUCCGCCGCCUCCACAGGCCGAGUGGCAGCAGCAAGCCGCCCAACGUGCCGAGUACCGCGCAGCGCAGCAAGCUAGGCCUAUGGAGGACGACAAUAACUUUGACUCUGCGUUGGAUCAGAUUCCCGGUUCGCGCAAUGUGCUCUCAGCAGCGCAGCGAGCGGCCAACCGUGCAGCUUUGCAAGGUUCGGCAAGUGCGCCUAUGCGCAAUGUAUCCGGCCAAGCGGCUCUGCAGGGUAUGCCAACGACCAAUGCCAACGAUCGUGCUGGACGUCCUAAAAUUGAUCCGGACCACAUUCCUAGUCCUGUGGAUGCACAAUAUGCCGACCAGCAAUUCUUCUACCAUGAGUUCUUUGGUACCUGCAGCCGCGAAGGCAUGCCGCUGAGUACCACCAACUUUGCUGCGAUUGAUCAGGGCAAUUGCUCGCCCAAGUUUAUGCGGCUCACAACAUACUGCAUGCCAUCGUCUGACGAGGUCGCUCAGGCGUCGAAGCUUCCGAUUGCGUUGACUGUGCAGCCGUUUGCACAACUUCGUGCAGACGAGGCGCCGGUCCCUGUGACCGACCCAGGUGCCUCUGGCCCGCCGCGAUGCAAGCGGUGCCGUGCGUACAUCAACCCAUGGUGCUUGUUUGUGGAAGGUGGCUCGAAAUGGAUUUGCUGUUUGUGCGGUACCGCCUCGGAAGUGUCGCAGGACUACUUUUGCAAUCUGGAUAUCAAUGGCCGCCGCGCCGACUUGGACCAGCGCCCUGAGCUGACGCAUGGCUCCGUAGACUUUUUGGUUCCGACCGAGUACUGGGCUGUGCAGGCCCCGACUGAUGUCUCGGCGAUGUUGCCCGUCUCGACGAUUGUGCCGACCAUGACCAAAAAGCUCACGACCACCACCAAGCUACGUGACAACGUGGACCGCCUUGCGAACGUCGACACUGGCAACGAGUCUGCGAACUCCGCAGCGAAGGUCGCGCAAGCUGCGGGGGAUGCGGCCCUGGAUUCCCUGCAUUUGGGCAAGGGCCACACCACAGUGCGUGCGCCUCGACCCAUGACGUACAUGUUUGUGAUUGACGUGAGCUUCAGUGCUGUGCGAUGCGGUUCCUUGAAAGUCUGCACUCGCGCCAUCAAGCAUGCAUUGUACGGCUCGACCGAGCAAGGCGCCGCGCCGCCCUCCGACGAUCAGCAUGGCGCGCCAGGCUUUGGCUUGCCUCCGGGCAGCAAGGUGUGCAUUCUGACGUUUGAUCAGGCGCUCCACUUUUACAACUUGGAUGCCAGUCUGGGCCAGGCGCAGAUGAUCUACAUGGCUGACAUUGAAGACCCCUUUGUACCCAUCAGCCAAGGUUUGUUGGUCGAUCCAUGGGCCUCGCGUAGUGUUAUUGAAGGCUUGCUGAACGAUCUUCCCAACCUUUUCGCUUCGACCACCGUCGCGGAGGCAGCGCUGGGUGCGGUCGUGCGUGCCUCCCAAGCCGUGCUCAAUGGCAUUGGUGGCCAGCUGAACUUGUUCCUUUCCACGAUUCCCACGGUGGGUCCUGGCAAGUUGAAGCAUCGCGAAGAUACAAAACUCUACGGCACCGAGCAAGAAAAGAAUCUGUUUACAGCACAGGACGCCUUUUACCAGAAGAUUGGCGUGGAUCUCGCUUUGGCUGGCGUGGGUGUCAACACGUUCUUCUUCCCAAGUCAAUACAUUGACGUGGCAUCGAUUGGGUACUUGGCUGGUGAGACGGGUGGUGAGCUCUUCUUCCAUCCUCGCUUUGAUCCCGUGCGUGAUGGCGCGCGUGUGAUGGCAGAGGUGCAGCGCAUGAUUCUACGCGAGACCGCGUACAAUGUGACGACGCGUAUUCGUUGCUCGCACGGUCUUCGUGUCGUCAAGCACUUUGGCAACUUCCAUCGCCAUGGCCUCACGGAUUUGGAGAUGGGUACAUGGGACGCGGACAAGGCUUUCUCCGCUCUCAUCAAGCAUGAGGCUCGUCUAGAAGAGUCACGCGAGGCCUACUUCCAGUCCGCUACCCUGUACACGGCAGCCAGGGGCGAGCGUCGUGUGCGUGUGCAUACCAUGGCGGUGCCUGUGUCCUCUACACUGGGCAACGUCUUCCGCUACGCAGAUAUGGACUCCACGGUCGCGCACUAUGCGAAGGAAGCAGCCACGCUGGCGCAUACCAAGUCGUUGAAGGAUGUGCGUAGCUACCUGACAUCGCGCUGUGUCGCGAUUCUGCUGGCGUACCGAAAGAACUGCGCAUCCACUACGAGUCCUGGCCAGCUUAUCUUGCCAGAAAGCUACAAACUAUUCCCAUUGUACACAUUGGCGCUCAUGAAGAACAAAGCCAUCAAGGGCGGUAAUGUGACUUCGGAUGUGCGUGUAUACUUCUUCCGCCUUUUGCUUUCUCACGGUGUGGGCGCGAUUAUGUCGUUGUUGUACCCUCGCAUGGUAGCAUUGCACACGCUCUCGCCGGAAGACGGUUUCCCUAUUGUCCCCGCCCAGGGUCUUACCCCGGAGAAGCAGAUGGUCGAAGAUGCGCUGCUCAAAGUAGUACACGUGCCUCGGGCUAUGCGGCCCUCCUUCUUGCGCAUGGAACCACAUGGUGCAUACCUCCUUGACAAUGGCGAAUGGUGCCUGCUAUGGCUCGGUGCCGAGGUGAACCCCAAGUUCUUGGAAGACUUGUACGGCGUUACCUCGCUGGAUGAGAUGGAUCCACGCAUGACUUCACUGCCCAAGCUUCCUACAAAGCUCUCGCAGCAGGUGCGUGGCUUGAUCCAGAGCUAUGCAGAGCAACGUGGCAAGGCAACACUCCAAGUGGUCAUGGCGCGUCAAAACCGUGACGGCAUGGAGGUCGAGUUUGCCAACAAUUUGGUCGAAGACCAAAACAACGACGCUAUGAGCUAUGUUGACUACUUGUGCCAUGUCCACCGCGUAAUUUCGUCGGAUAUGAGCUCCGGGAAGGAGGAUAAAAAUAGUAGCUCUGGCUCGCUUUGGAAGACGUUCAUGUAG